Molecule: messenger RNA, 1288 nt
Organism: Trematosphaeria pertusa
Lineage: Eukaryota; Fungi; Ascomycota; Dothideomycetes; Pleosporales; Trematosphaeriaceae
Product: NAD(P)-binding protein
Exons: 8
Coding region: 137-1204 (355 amino acids)
Source: RefSeq, a predicted model, not a curated record
UUACACUCGAGGAGCCUUGGAAUAGACGGCGCCCUAUGCACCAUGGAGUCGGACUACAAGUAGCCAUGUGUCCUCUCCAGGAGUCGAGUUACUCACCACAUUUCGCCUACGUCAAAUCCGUUCUCAAACAUUCAUAAUGGGCAACAAUAUCCUCAUCACCGGUGCCGCAGGCUACAUUGGCGGCUCUGUCCUUGCGAACUUCAUAUCUCGAACAAGCGGCCCGAUCAAGGCGGCACAGAUCAGCGCCGCAGUUCGAUCGGAAGAGCAAGCCCAAAAGCUCUCAAAGCUGGGUGUCAAUGUGAUCCAAGUCGACCUCGUCGACGAAACGGCCGUGAAGGAAGCCGUGCUGCGCAAUGAGAUCGAUAUUGUCGUGCAUACAGCAAGCGCGAUAGAUGGGCGAAUCCCAUCCCACCUGAUCAAAGCCCUUGGUCAGCGUCGCAAAGUCAGUGGAGAAGAGACUUACUUCAUCCAUUCGUCUAUAACCACGCUCUUUUCUGAAGAAGGCGGCUGGCCGUAUGGGCAAGUAAGGGAUACCGAUACGGUUUUCGAAAAAGAGAAGGAGAUAGGGGGACCGCAUCCUGUUCGACAGACCAAUAUCCUCGUUACCGAGCAAGCCAAAGCACACGGUGUUACAAGCUUCAACAUCGUGGUGCCGCACGUCUACGGAAGAGGCAGCGGCGAGUGGAGGAAGCUGUCCGUGAGCAUCCCGGCAUACGUCCGAACUAGUAUGGCGCACAAGAUCGUCUACAAAUUCGACAAGGAUGGUCACCCACCCGCAGCGCAUAUCUCAGACCUGAUAGAGCUCUAUGCUCUCCUCGUAGAGAAGAUCUUGCAGAAAGAGCGGAUUCCGAGCGGCGAGGAGGGCUACUACUUCGCAAUGGCCCAUAGGACUCCUUGGUGGGCCGCCAUGGACCGCAUCGCUCAGUCUUUGCAUGCGCGUGGUCUUGUUGCAGAGUCCAAACCAUCAAUCUGGCCUAGCGACAAGAUGGCGGCCGACUAUCUUGGGUUUCCGGUCCUGUACGUGCGUGCGAUGGGGACCUCUAGUGGGGAUCUUGUACCUGUCAACGCAUAUCGGCUAGGAUGGAAGCCGAAGUGGGACGAGGAGCAAUUCCUGGCGAGCAUCGACGAUGAGGUCCAAGCCGUGCUGGAGCUAGACACGGUCAAGGCUACCAUUUUUGACCUGCUGACCUCUGCGGAUAAGUGAGGAGGCGUCUUAGAGCCCGUCAGGGCGGAAUCUUAAGGAUCGUCUUUCGCUUUCAAUUCUAUGUCCGACAAUUGUUCUCUUGCU